Messenger RNA from Hevea brasiliensis (rubber tree), 737 nucleotides. Its product is annotated as 40S ribosomal protein S20-1. Gene Ontology annotation, cellular component: cytosolic small ribosomal subunit; ribosome. The record is from RefSeq and is a predicted model, not a curated record. Lineage: Eukaryota; Viridiplantae; Streptophyta; Magnoliopsida; Malpighiales; Euphorbiaceae. Gene Ontology annotation, biological process: translation. The transcript is spliced from 4 exons. Bases 175 to 546 code for a protein of 123 amino acids. Gene Ontology annotation, molecular function: structural constituent of ribosome; RNA binding.
CCCAGUAUUUGGAUCCUCACAAAACCCUAACCCUAGCGUAGCAGCUCACCGAUAUAAACCUGAAUCUUGUCCUUUUUAACCCUCGAUUGUUCUGAGAAGAGAGGUAGCAAAGAGUCCGCACCACCGAGCAGCUACAACUCCCCUCUCUCGUCUUUCAGGAAAGUGAAGGAGAAAAUGGCAGCAUACGCAGCAAUGAAGCCAGCAAAGGCUGGGUUGGAGGAUUCCCAUGAGCAGAUACAUAAGAUCAGGAUUACACUCUCUUCCAAAAAUGUCAAAAACCUUGAGAAAGUCUGUGCGGACUUGGUUCGUGGGGCUAAGGACAAGCGAUUAAGGGUCAAGGGACCUGUGAGAAUGCCCACAAAGGUUCUUCACAUUACCACUAGGAAAUCUCCUUGUGGUGAAGGAACCAAUACAUGGGACAGAUUUGAGCUUCGGGUCCACAAACGUGUUAUCGACCUGUUCAGUUCCCCAGAGGUGGUCAAGCAGAUCACUUCAAUUACAAUUGAACCUGGUGUCGAGGUGGAAGUUACCAUUGCAGAUUCAUAAAUGAUCAAUGUCUUGUGCUUUCUUUUUUUGGCUUUAAGAAGUUUAUUUGGUCCCUAUGAAUCUAUUUGUUUCGAAAUGUGCUUCAGGCCUUGUGUUUGGAAAGAUACUUGUAGGGUUAACUUUAGCAUGCGUUUUUGUUCCAUACUAUUUUAAGCUUAAGAUUAUGUUAUGCAGAGUAACAAUUUUGCUUA